Molecule: messenger RNA, 2013 nt
Organism: Ostreobium quekettii
Lineage: Eukaryota; Viridiplantae; Chlorophyta; Ulvophyceae; Bryopsidales; Ostreobiaceae
Source: the annotation of a GenBank genome assembly
AUGCCGGACGAUUUGUUUCAACUGACCAUCCGCAGCAAGGCCCACACGGACAAGACCUUCACGGUCCGCAAGACAAACACCAUCUACGAUAUCAAAUGGAAGUUCCAAAACCCGACAGGCGUGAAGACCUGGGACCAGCGGCUGUACUACACGCCCCCCGGCACCCACGCGCGGCGCAUCCCGCUGGGCAUCGGCGGCUGGCGCGUGGACGUCGGCGAUCGAACCACCAAGGGCGACCCGCCGGGGCCCGGCGCCAAUUGGGUGGGGAUAAUCGGCGCGAGGCCGAAGCCGCCGGCCAACGGGAUGCCCACGCACCACGCGGACGCGAUCCAGUUCGCCGCGUCCCCCAUGGAUAACAUCUUCGAGCUGAUGGACCAGCAUGGCUAUAUGCCGCCCAAGUGGCUGAGGCGCACCGUGGAGCCCGGCUGGGAGGGCGUGGAUCUCCCGGCGUGCCUCAAAGUCACGCCGGUGGUGGCAAAGACGAAGAAGGUGAAGGUGCUGCCCGCGGGCGCCGCGGCGACCUGUGACGUGGACGGGGGCGAUUUAGGGCUGCCCGUGGACGGCGCCACAUUCGUGGAGUUCUACAACGACGUCGUGGACGCGAUCAAGGGGGUGGAGCGGGAGGAAAAGAUGACCAAGACGAGGCUCGCGGGCAGGGCGGGGGACAGAAUUGAGUUCCCUUGCGGUUUGGUGGUGGACUUCAGGGUGGCGAGGCGCAUGGAGGGCGAGGAGGAGCUUCUGGGCUCCCACGGCCGGUUUGCCAUGCUGAGGGUGGAGGACUUUGAGGGGAGGGUGCCCAGGGCGUGGAAGCGACGUGGGGGGAUGUUCUUCGGGAUGCGCCGAAGGGAGAGGAUGUGGGUGGGCCUGGAGGCCGAGGCUGAGAGGCCAGUGGCGGUCAAGGUGGCCGUCGGAGGUGUCAACGUAAUAACAGGGCAGCCCUGGGAGGAGGGUCUGAGCAACAAACCCCAGAAUUACAUCGUCUGCGAUCCACGCGGCUACAUCGAUGGGUUUGCGGUGGGCGAGGGUGGCAUCCGCCAAUUCAAGGCCAUGGAAACCAUGAAGAAGUACAGCCAGAAUGGCGAGCUCUUGAAGAAUAUCGGCAGCGCAGCGAUCCGGCUGGAGGCGUAUCCAGUGAUGCGCACUGACGUACUGGUAUCCAGAGAUCACCUGAGGCCCUUCGAGAGCCCCAUCAACGAGACCCAAACCCCUGCUGAGGCUGGCCUGACCCCAGGGGACGUGUUCUACAUGACGUCCCACGAGUUUGGAAUGCGCCCAUCUACCCUUGUGGACUUUGUGGACACUGACACCUGUGACUAUCUGCUCUUGGAGGACGCCAGCCAGAUGGAGCGCUACAUGCGCCUGGCGGACUAUGGGAUAGACAGGGAUUGUGUCAUCGAGUUAAUUAAUAAGCAGGGGCACUGCAGGAACGAGUCCAAGGUGGACUGUGACAGACCACGAACGAUGAAGCGUGUGCAGCAGCGGUUCAGGGACCGUGUGGGACGGGCGUUUUGGGACACCCGACACCCAGAGUGCGCCUUUGUGUCCAUGCUGAACACGAUGCAAUACAAGGCGAUUGCCGGCCGGGAACCACCCCCGACGCGCCUGGUUGGGCCGAUGCAUAAUGGGAGGCCUCAUUUUGACGGACUUGACGAAGUUGUGUUGCCGGACGCCCAGGUAGCUCAGUUUCUGCCAGAGCUGGAGGGGGAUGCGAUGUUGGAAUGUGUGGCAGACGUUAAGGAGGAGGACCGGCCGUUGCUUGAGAGGAAUCUGUGCAAUCAGUGUGUGGUACAUGCGUGCUGCAACGACCUGUCGCCCUGUCGCCACAAACUGUGUGCUGAGUGCACAGGAGUGCUGGCACAGGCGAACGCAAUGUGUAAGAUGUGCCACCAGAACGUGGUGGGUGUGAGGAGAUGGUCUAGGGCAUUCGUAAAGGCGGACGACAUCAUGCGACGCGAGGCUAGUGCUGUAGUCUGUCUGCACAUGAACUGCCCUUGGGAAGUAUGUGGGCAGUGA